AUGUUCGGGGACAGUACUGGAGCAGCAUUCGAAGCAUUGGUGGGAAACAAGGAGACUGGAGAACGACUGAAUGAAUACCAGAUAGAACAUCAUCUUGCGGAGUCAGAAGCGUUGCAGAAUGGAGAAACCGAGCGUCGUUUUAGCUCGAUAUAUCAUCACUGUUGUGCGAUAUGGUGUUUGUUCAUCGUAUACCUACCGUUAUUAGAUGGACCAGUGAGACCCUUUUCAGCGCCUUUGGUCGAUCUCAAGCGCAAACGACUGUCCAAUACCAUGAAUGAAGAAGCAGGUCCGGCGAGUGCAAGGGUCAAUGGCGGAAAAGAGCAAGAUAUCAAGCCGCUUUUGCGAGUCCAACGACUUCAACAUCUCGAGGGCCGAAUCAAGCCACUUACUUCGCGACUCAAAUCCGCUCGGAAUGGAGAAGGAGAUGUGAUGGUGGAUCUGACUAACGACAGCUAUGGAGAAUGGUGUGUUUAA
This is a messenger RNA of Kwoniella mangroviensis CBS 8507, 474 nucleotides long. RefSeq lists its product as uncharacterized. Lineage: Eukaryota; Fungi; Basidiomycota; Tremellomycetes; Tremellales; Cryptococcaceae. The record is from RefSeq and is a predicted model, not a curated record. Bases 1 to 474 code for a protein of 157 amino acids. The transcript is spliced from 5 exons.